AUGGGGUACAAAGAAGAGCCUGAGAUUGCGGACGUCCUGCAGCAGAGACGCCCAUCCAAUGUGGAGGCCAUGCAGCAAUUGCAUCGCAAGAGUGUGUCCAACAAGGGAUUGACCGGCGCCUCCGCCCUCACGGUCAAACAAUCCAUCGUUCCAAUCACCCUGGUCACCGUUCUCUUCUUCCUGUGGGGGUUCGCAUAUGGUCUCCUGGAUGUGCUCAACGCCAAAUUCCAAACCUCACUCAACAUCACCGCCGCCCGAGCUGGUGGUCUCCAGGGCGCAUAUUUCGGGGCUUACUUCAUUGGACCCCUCACCUAUUCUGGCUGGAUUGUGCGAAAAUUUGGCUACAGGUGGACCUUCAUCGCCGGGCUCAGCAUCUAUGGUGUUGGUGCUCUGAUGUUCUGGCCUUCAGCGGUAUACCGAUCAUUCGGUGGCUUCUGCGGCGCUCUCUUCAUUGUCGGCUCUGGUCUCUCCACCCUCGAGACCUCCGCCAACCCCUUCAUCGCAACCUGCGGCCCGCCCAGACUCUCCGAGUUCCGUCUCGAGCUCUCCCAGUCCUUCCAAGCCGUCGGCUCCGUCAUCGCCCCCCUUCUCGCUUCGCGCGUCUUCUUCAAGAGAGUAGGGGAUACCGACCUCAGUAACGUACAAUGGACCUACCUCGGCAUCGCCGUCUUCGUCUUCCUCCUCGCCGUCGUCUUCUUCUUCGCCCCAAUCCCCGAAGUCACCGACGCCGACAUGGCCCUCCAAGCCGAGCAAUGCUCCGACCUGACCGGCUACGUCGACAAGCCCCUCCGCAAGCAAUACAAGCUCUUCUUCGGUGUCGCCGCGCAGUUCUGCUAUGUAGGGGCCCAGGUCGGCGUCGCUUCACAGUUCAUCCGCUACUCGGAGGAAUCAGCCGGCAUCACCGAAUCACAAGCCUCAGACCGUUACGCCAUCGGCCAAGCUCUCUUCGCCAUAGGUCGGUUCGCCGCCGCCGGACUCUUCAUGUUCAUCAAACCCCGCUGGGUGCUGCUUGUCUUCAUGAGCGCAAUCAUGAUCUUCAUCGCGCUGUCCAUGGGCAUCUUCGGCGAAGCGGGCGUGGCCAUGCUCUCGCUCGUCCUCUUCUUCGAGUCCUGCAUCUUCCCCACCAUCUUCACCCUCGCCAUCCGCGGCCUCGGUCGUCACACGAAGCGUGGCUCUUCGUGGAUAGUUGCCUCUGUCUGCGGCGGCGCUUUCUUCCCCGCCAUGACGGGCCUUGCGGCCGAUGCGUCCGAUUACCACAAGGCGAUGGGUGUGCCAUUGGCCGGGUUUGCGGUAGCGUUUGCCUAUCCCAUAUAUCUGAAUACGAUGUGUGCUAGGGAGUUGGAUGGAUUCCGUGAUACCAAGAUUGGGUAUCAUGAUGAGAGGAGGGGCACUGUGAUUGGUGAUAUUAAUGAUGAGGCGGAGAUUGAGGCCAUGGAGAAGCGUGCGGCGAGUCGCGAUAUGGGCAAAGUUUGA
Messenger RNA from Endocarpon pusillum Z07020, 1473 nucleotides. RefSeq lists its product as uncharacterized. The transcript has a single exon. Gene Ontology annotation, molecular function: transmembrane transporter activity. Gene Ontology annotation, biological process: transmembrane transport. Lineage: Eukaryota; Fungi; Ascomycota; Eurotiomycetes; Verrucariales; Verrucariaceae. The record is from RefSeq and is a predicted model, not a curated record. The coding region runs from base 1 to 1473 and encodes 490 amino acids.